Molecule: messenger RNA, 1797 nt
Organism: Capronia epimyces CBS 606.96
Lineage: Eukaryota; Fungi; Ascomycota; Eurotiomycetes; Chaetothyriales; Herpotrichiellaceae
Exons: 4
Coding region: 1-1797 (598 amino acids)
Biological process (GO): ergosterol biosynthetic process
Cellular component (GO): endoplasmic reticulum membrane
Molecular function (GO): Delta24(24-1) sterol reductase activity
Source: RefSeq, a predicted model, not a curated record
AUGACGGUCACACGCACCCAAGCAGGAAAGACGCCUAGAAAAACGGUCUACCCUGACUAUGUCGAGACCCCGGGCACCUAUCGGAAGCCACGCACACGAAAGGCGGUCGUUGCUACAGAGGACCCCGAUCUACAAGACAUAUCCACGGGCUCAGAAGACAUCAUCGCCGGGGGCAACGGCACAAGUAAACGCAAGCGGAAAUCUACUGCCGCCGUCAACAAUAAAGCUCAGGAACUUGUGAAUGGUUAUGCUAAUGGCCAUGCCAACGGCCAUGCUAACGGCCAUUUCAAGACACAGCCAAAUGGAGAUGGAACUAUCGGCAAGCCAGCUCAUGAACAGGCUGUCCCGCCUGCGCAGUUGGUGGACGGCUGGCAACCCGGCAUGGACCCCAAGAUCGACACAUCUGGUCACUUCGAAUUUGGCGGGCCAUGGGGAGUAACAGCCAUGAUGAUCGGUUUCCCACUCCUCAUGUAUUAUAUGUGGAUUGGGGCAACAUACUACGAUGGUCAGCUACCGAUGCCGAAAGAAGGUGAGAGUCUGGGAGAGUUCAUCCGUGGGCUCGUUCGGAUGGCCUACUCUGGUGCUUGGCCAUCUGCGAAGGCCUGGGCAAUGUACUGGACCUUUCUCAUCUUCGAAGGAGCUUGUUAUUGCUUGAUGCCUGGUAUCUGGACCAAAGGCAAGCCGCUACCCCACGAGAAUGGCCGCCGACUGGAUUACUACUGCUCCGGAAUGUGGUCGUGGUGGACGACCAUCAUCGUGGCUCUCGGCCUACACUUUUCUGGUGUCUUCAAACUGUACCAGAUCAUUGAUGAGUUUGGACCGCUCAUGUCCGUGGCCAUUCUUUCGGGCUUCCUCGUGUCUAUUGUUGCCUACUUUUCGGCCAUCUAUCGUGGCAAGCAGCAUCGUAUGACCGGGAGCUUUCCGUACGACUUUUUCAUGGGUGCCGAACUCAAUCCACGCAUGUUCGGGAUCCUCGAUUUCAAGAUGUUCUUCGAAGUCCGCAUGCCCUGGUUCAUCCUCUUUCUCACAACAUUGGGAACAGCCGCCCGACAAUAUGAACGAUACGGCUACGUCUCUGGGGAGGUGGGGUUCCUUCUCAUGGCCCAUUUCCUGUACACCAACGCAUGCAGCAAGGCCGAAGAGUUGAUUGUCCCUACCUGGGAUAUGUACUACGAAAAAUGGGGGUUCAUGCUCAUCUUCUGGAACUUGGCCGGCGUGCCUCUCACCUACUGUCAUUGCACCGUCUAUCUCGCAAACCAUGACCCAAGUACCUACACCUGGAACAAAUACGCUCUUGCCGCUCUGUUCGUGGUAUAUUUGUUCGUCUAUUGGGUAUGGGACACUACAAACAGCCAGAAAAAUCGGUUCCGGGCCAAAGAAAAUGGCGGUCUCGUUCUUCGCAAGACAUUCCCCCAGCUACCCUGGCAAACGGUCGAAAAUCCCAAGGUCAUCAAAGCGGAAGGCGGCGGCACGAUCCUGGUAGAUGGAUGGUAUGGCUAUGCCCGCAAAAUCCACUAUACCUGCGAUCUGUUCUUCGCGUUGUCCUGGGGGGCAGUGACCGGCUUCCGGUCUCCUUUCCCGUGGUUCUACCCGGUCUUCUUCAGUGGGAUGAUUGUACAUCGAGCGCUUCGGGACAUUGAGCGUUGCCGCAAAAAGUAUGGGAAGGCAUGGGAAGAGUAUGAAAAGCGGGUGCCUUACCUGUUUAUUCCUGUUGGUCUCCGUCAUCCUUACAUUGAGCAGCGCACUAACAAUUUACCAUCCGGCCAUGGUCACCUGUCGGCAAUUUACGGCAGCUAG